Solanum verrucosum is the source of this 465-nucleotide messenger RNA. RefSeq lists its product as uncharacterized. The coding region runs from base 1 to 465 and encodes 154 amino acids. The record is from RefSeq and is a predicted model, not a curated record. The transcript has 2 exons. Gene Ontology annotation, molecular function: nucleic acid binding; zinc ion binding. Lineage: Eukaryota; Viridiplantae; Streptophyta; Magnoliopsida; Solanales; Solanaceae.
AUGGUUGCUCCACUGAAUAGAAAUCAAGAAGUGUCAAAGAAGGAGUUGAAGAAAUACAAGUCUCUAGCUCUCAAGGUUUCAAAAAUAGUGAGGAAACAUAGAGGUUUACGAAAGGCAGGAAACUCAAACAGAGCUGCAAAUGCAAACUACCUAUGCCACAAGUGUGGAAAGCCAGGGCAUUUCAUCAGAGAUUGCCCCAUGCAUAAGGUCGAACACAAAGACUACCCAAGCCAUAGAGGAGAUAAAUGCAAGAAAAGGGACUCGAUCCCUGAUAAUAAAAGGAGAAAAACUGCAGCUCACUAUGUCGUAAAGAAAAUGCUUCCUAUCUUGGAUGAUUCCUCGAGUGAAUCAGGGGAGUCAGAACAUCAUGAAGAUUCAUCAAUGUUCGCUGUUAAAGAAGAUGAAGAUGGGUUUGAUGCCAUAUUUGCCUUCAUGGAAAAAUCUGAUGAUGAAAACCCUUUCUAA